Messenger RNA from Vigna umbellata (rice bean), 672 nucleotides. The record is from RefSeq and is a predicted model, not a curated record. Lineage: Eukaryota; Viridiplantae; Streptophyta; Magnoliopsida; Fabales; Fabaceae.
AUGGCAGAUAGGAAUCAUAUGUUGGAUGAGUUAAAAGAGCAUUUAGUCCAGGCCCAAAACAGAAUGUGCAAGCAAGCCAACAAGCAUCGACGGGAGGUGGAAUUUGAAGUUGGAGAUGUAGUGUAUUUGAAGAUACAGCCUUAUAAAUUAAAGAGCUUGGCUAAAAAGGUCAAUCAAAAGUUAAGUCCGAGAUAUUAUAGGCCUUACGAAAUUGUGGAGAAGUUUAGUCCUGCUGCCUAUAAACUGCAACUACCUUUAGGAAGCAAAGUGCAUCCAUUUUUCCAUGUUUUUGCACUUAAGAAAUCCAUUGCUGCAAUAAUUACUAGCCAACCAUUACCCUUAUUUUUAGUAGAUGAUUGGGAAUUGAAGGUUCAACCAGCAGAAGCACUUGCUGUUAGAAGGAAUCAACAAGGGGAUCUCGAAAUUGUUAUUAGGUGGAAAGAUUUACCAAAUUUUGAAAAUUCGUGGGAAGCUUUAUCUAUAAUCAAGGAGCAUUUUCCUGAUUUCCACCUUGAGGACAAGGUGUAUCUUGUGGAGGGGAGUGUUGUUAGGAACCUUGAAAUAGUUAGGCCCAAACCCAAAAUAUCUAAGGUGUAUGUUAGACAAAGAAGGAAUGGCAAAGUAGGGGAUCAAAAUGGUCAGAGAGAGAAUGAGAAGAAUCUUUCCAUAUAA